AAAUUGCAGAAGGCCUAUUCUAGGGAGGAGCAGGAAGAGGGCUAGGCCCUCCUAUUUUCUCCGUGCACGUGCACGGAGGCCUCUUCUGCCUGUCACCCCCUUCCCUCAACCCUCUGAGGUUGAAUCUUCACCUGUAGGGUAACUUGCUGGCCACAAGGAGCUAGCUCCUGUCUGCCUUCCUCCAGAGUGUGUCUGUCCUGCAGGGCCCAGCAUGGACCAAUCUGUGGCUAUCCAGGAGACCCUGGCUGCAGGAGAAUAUUGCAUCAUCGCGGUGCAAGGUGUGCUGUGUGAGGGAGACAGCCGGCAGAGCCGCCUCCUGGGGCUGGUGCGGUACCGCCUGGAGCACGGAGGCCAGGAACACGCCCUCUUCCUGUAUACACAUCGGAGGAUGGCCAUUACCGGGGAAGAUGUCUCUUUGGACCAAAUAGUGCCGGUCUCUCGGGAUUUUACGCUGGAAGAAGGUGCCACAGGGAUGGGUGUGUCCCCAGAUGGUGAAAUCUACAUUCUUGGUUCAGAUGUGACUGUCCAGCUGGACACAGCAGACCUCAGCCUCUUAUUCCAGCUACCCUUUGGUUCACACACCAGAACAUUCCUCCAAGAAGUUGCCAGGGCCUGUUCAGGCUUCCACCCCACGACCCGGGAUCCUCAGUUCCUAUGGCUGUCUCAACACAGGUGCAACAAGCCAGAGCCUAAGGAGCCCAUGCCACGUGGUUGGAACCUAGGUGGUUCUCACUUAGAAGAUUCGAAGCCCAAUGGGAAAGGUCCACUUGUUGAUCAGAGCUCCUGGAGUCAAGAGAAGUUAGAAACCAUGCUUCCAAGACAGAGUAUAUCUAAGUCUGAGAUGACCGACAUGGUUCGCUCCUCCACGAUCACAGUAUCAGACAAGGCUCAUAUUUUAUCAGUGCAAAAGUUUGGCCUGAGAGAUACCAUCGUGAAGUCACAGCUAGUGCAGAGGGAAGAGGAUUAUACCUAUGUCCAGAAUUUCAGGUUUUUUGUGGGAACAUACAAUGUGAAUGGCCAAUCCCCUAAAGAAUGCCUCCGGCCCUGGCUCAGCCAUGGUAUCCAGCCUCCUGAUGUAUAUUGUAUAGGGUUCCAGGAGCUUGAUUUAAGUAAGGAAGCCUUUUUCUUCCAUGACACCCCAAAAGAAGAAGAGUGGUUUAAAGCUGUCUCAGAUGCUCUUCAUCCAGAUGCUAAAUAUGCAAAGGUGAAGCUCAUCAGACUGGUUGGCAUUAUGUUGCUGUUAUAUGUCAAACAGGAACAUGCAGCACAUAUUUCUGAUGUGGAGGCUGAGACUGUGGGGACAGGAAUCAUGGGGAGGAUGGGUAAUAAAGGAGGAGUGGCCAUCAGGUUCCAGCUCCACAAUACCAGCAUCUGCGUUGUGAACUCUCACCUGGCAGCCCACACAGAAGAGUAUGAACGGAGGAACCAGGACUAUAAGGACAUUUGUUCCCGAAUGCAGUUUUAUCAGGUUGACCCAAGCCUCCCCCCGCUCACCAUCAACAAGCACGAUGUGAUCUUGUGGCUGGGGGACCUCAACUACAGGAUAGAAGAGCUGGAUGUGGAAAAAGUGAAAAAGCUCAUCGAAGAGAAGUCCUUUCAAAUCCUGUAUACAUAUGAUCAGCUGAAAAAUCAGGUGGCUGCAAAGGCUGUUUUUGAGGGAUUCACAGAGGGUGAGCUCACAUUCCAGCCCACCUAUAAGUACGACACUGGCUCCAAUGACUGGGAUACCAGUGAGAAGUGCCGUGCUCCUGCCUGGUGUGACCGAAUCCUUUGGAAAGGGAAGAACAUCACUCAGCUCAGUUACCAGAGCCACAUGGCCCUAAAGACCAGUGACCACAAGCCUGUCAGCUCUGUGUUUGACAUUGGGGUGAGGGUCGUAAAUGAAGAGCUUUAUCGGAAGACCCUGGAGGAGAUUGUUCGCUCCCUGGAUAAGAUGGAAAACGCCAACAUUCCUUCUGUGUCUCUCUCCAAGCGAGAGUUUUGUUUUCAGAAUGUGAAGUACAUGGAAUUACAAGUGCAGUCAUUUACAAUUCAUAAUGGACAAGUACCCUGUCAGUUUGAAUUCAUCAACAAGCCUCAUGAAGACUCAUAUUGUAAGCAGUGGCUGAGUGCCAAUCCCAGCAGAGGGUUUCUCUUCCCAGAUUCUGCCAUUGAUAUAAAUUUGGAGUUGUUUGUAAAUAAGAAUUCAGCUACAAAGCUCAACUCUGGUGAAGACAAAAUUGAGGACAUUCUGGUUUUGCACUUGGAUAGGGGAAAGGACUAUUUUUUAUCUGUGUCUGGUAACUACCUGCCUAGUUGUUUUGGAUCUCCCAUCCAUACAUUGUGCUACAUGAAGGAGCCAAUCUUGGAUCUGCCUCUUGAAACAAUUAGGGAUCUGACACUAAUGCCACUUCGGACUGAAGAUGGUGAGAGUUCUUUGGAGAAACCCCUGGAAAUCCCCAAAGAGCUCUGGAUGAUGGUUGAUUACUUAUACCGAAAUGCUAUCCAUCAGGAAGAUCUGUUUCAGCAGCCAGGCCUGAGGUCAGACUUUCAGAAGGUCAGGGACUGUUUGGAUAAGGGAACAGUCGAUGACCUCUCUGCUAGUAAUCAUUCUGUAGCUGAAGCCUUGCUGCUUUUCCUGGAGAGCCUGCCAGAGCCUGUCAUCUGUUACAGCGCCUACCAUAACUGCUUGGAGUGUUCUGGCAACUACACAGCAAGUAAACAGGUCAUUUCUACUCUCCCCUCAUUUCACAGAAAUGUCUUCAACUACUUGAUGGCAUUUUUACAAGAAUUGCUAAAAAAUUCGUCAAAAAAUCAUUUGGAUGAAAAUAUUCUAGCUAGCAUAUUUGGCAGCUUACUGCUUCGAAACCCAGCUGGUCACCAAAAACUUGAAAUGGUAGAAAAGAAGAAAGCACAAGAGUUUAUUCACCAGUACCUCUGCAACUCCUCCUGAGCUUCUCUGUUUCCUCUCCUGAUUUGCCAGAAGGAGUCAAUUGCCAGCCCCACUUAUUUCAGCUCAAGCACUGCCUUAAGAGGAAGUGAGACCACUUAGAAGCAAAUUUGGCAGCUGCCCAUUUCUCGGGCCCUUCUCCUCACCCUGAAUAUCAAACUCAGUGCUAUUGUGAGCUUUGAAGACAUGAUGGGGGGGGGGGGCAAUAAAACUGACAUUUGAUUUUCAAUUUUAGUUAUUUAACAUAGAUCUUUUAAUUUUAAAAACCAUUUAAAUAACUACUUCAUGUGCUCACUCAACCUUCCUCCAGGAUGUAAUAGCCUGAUUGAGCUUCCCAUGACCAAGCUAUCAAAUUUUGGAGUCCUUGAAGGGACAGCAAGUUACGCAAGUUGGAGCUGCUGGAUAAACAAUCAACCAGUUGCUUCUGGUGAUCUGUUAGGAUGUGUUAUAUAUGCAGACCCUACCCCCUUCUUACUCAGAUGUGACUCAACAACUCUGAGGCUUGCCACUCAGCUGUUGAGGACACCAGAGCCAGUGCCUUGAAAAUAAAGAAAUUGAUAUUCUGUGCAAAUGAGGUUGACUUUUCAGGACUGGGCCAGCAAAUCAAACUGUAUAUAAUGCACCCCCUUUUUCAUAUGUAUAAUAUAUUUUAUUGAUAAAUGUAUUUUUAACAAUG
Erinaceus europaeus (western European hedgehog) is the source of this 3605-nucleotide messenger RNA. It is a transcript of the gene INPP5B, whose product is annotated as inositol polyphosphate-5-phosphatase B. The coding region runs from base 212 to 2932 and encodes 906 amino acids. Gene Ontology annotation, biological process: signal transduction; phosphatidylinositol dephosphorylation. Gene Ontology annotation, cellular component: cytosol; membrane. Gene Ontology annotation, molecular function: phosphatidylinositol-4,5-bisphosphate 5-phosphatase activity; inositol-1,4,5-trisphosphate 5-phosphatase activity. The transcript is spliced from 23 exons. Lineage: Eukaryota; Metazoa; Chordata; Mammalia; Eulipotyphla; Erinaceidae. The record is from RefSeq and is a predicted model, not a curated record.